Xenia sp. Carnegie-2017 is the source of this 765-nucleotide messenger RNA. RefSeq names its product A-kinase anchor protein 14-like. The transcript has 4 exons. Gene Ontology annotation, cellular component: cAMP-dependent protein kinase complex. Bases 62 to 742 code for a protein of 226 amino acids. Lineage: Eukaryota; Metazoa; Cnidaria; Anthozoa; Malacalcyonacea; Xeniidae. Gene Ontology annotation, molecular function: protein kinase A regulatory subunit binding. The record is from RefSeq and is a predicted model, not a curated record.
GAAGUUAUCGUCCUCAAAUUCGUUCAUCAUGCUAUCUAAUAACUUUAUUCUCCUUUUUUGAAUGGCUGAAUUUAUUGACGAGGCUCAUCGUAUUGUUGAUGCAGCAAUCAAAAGCGCUUGUAGAAGAUUGUCAGGUUUGACUGACUUUCAGCAGCAUCAAAAGAAAGAAAUUGACGAGGUGGCUUUGAGGAAAGAAUUAGAGUUGAAGGCACAAAAAGCUAAGGACGAUUACUUAAAUACUAUCGGUAUAAUUGACGACCAGACAUUCGCUCACAUAUCCAACAUAACUUGGACAAGUAUAGAAGAUUUCACUGUGGAUGAAGGACUUAGCGACAUUCUGAAAUUUAUCAAGACUUGGAAACGAGAUUCUAGUUGGCUUCACUGUAUAGACUUUCUAAAGGAAGAUGACUUACCGUAUAGUAAACGUUUUAGGUAUGAAGUAAAAUGGAGUAUUCCGACGAGAAGAAAGCCAAUACCACGAGCUACUGCCUCAACUUACUUUACUUUGGAAGUAAGCAAAAUAAAACCCAAGGAUUAUCCUAUUGAAGUUUUUUAUAUAUUCGAAGGUCAUCAAUUUGUACACAGGUCACAAAUGGGAUCAAAUGUCUGUACGAUCUUUGAUAAAUUUUCGCAAGUGUUUUUUUUUAUCACGCGAAGGCAAAGAAACGAAAAAUAUACGAAUUUGGCACUCAUAGAUUUUCGCAACAUUAUCUUGAAUAUUUUUGUCAUGAAAAGUGAAUAAAAAUGAAAAAAAAAUGAUUUGUC